GAUUUUUAACACAACGUGAGCACAACACAUGUGGUUAUUGGUAUUGGUUAUGUUGUUAAUGCUUCAUAAAUAAUAAUUAUUAAAACACAUUUUUAUUUCUUAAAAUAUGAGUUCUGAUUCUGAAUUAAGCGACAGUGAUGUCGAACUUCAAGAAGCUCUACUGGAAGGAAGAUUAAAGCCUGGGUUAAAUAAAGUAGAGAAGGUGCCAAAAAAAUUCAUAAAUAAUGUAAGUGGUCUUAAACAAAAAGUUGAAGAAUUAAAACUUAAUCUGCCUUGGAUUGAAAGACUUGACUGUACAAGUUCACAAGCCCCAUUAGCACCAGAAUUCGCAGCUCAAAUGUUAAUUCAUGAAGAAAAAAGGAGUAACCAAUUGAAAAAUAAUAAGAAACUUCCCCAAUUUAGUCCAUCUGAAGACCCAGUACUUAACGAUUUUAAAAGAGAAAUUAUGUUUCAAAGGCAGGCACAGGCUACGAUUCUAGAAGCUAUACCUAAACUAAAAGCAAUGGGAAUUUCUACGAAACGACCAGAUGACUACUUUGCAGAAAUGGCAAAAACAGAUGCACAUAUGCAUAAAAUUCGAGAACAACUACAGAAAAAACAAGAACAACAAAAAAGAAUUGAAAGAGUAAAACAGCUAAGGCAACAAAGAAAAGAUGGAAAGAUGUUACAAAUUCAAACAAAAUUACAAAGGUCUCAAGAAAAGAAAGAAAUGCUUGCACAGGUGAAGAAAGUCCGGAAAGGCGUGAGCAAAAAUCUCGAUUUUCUUGAUGGUAAGAAUAAACCUUCCAAAAAGAUUAUUGAAAAACGCAAAAUGAAAGAUAAAAAAUUUGGUUUUGGGGGUAAAAAAAGAGGUAUGAAGAAAAAUACUAGAGAAAGCGCAGGUGAUAUUAGUGAAUAUAAGAGUCCAGGAAAACCAGGCAAGAAAUUUAACCAAAAUCAACCAGGACAGAAAUUUAAUCAAAAUCAAGCAAGACAGAAAUUUACCAAUAAAAAUAAAGGAAAGAGUAACAGAAUGGGGAAAAAUAGACGAAUGAAAAUGAAGACAAAAAGCAAAAAAUAAAAUGUAAACAGUUUUUAGUUAUUAAAGUGUUUAUGGUCUGUAAUUUUUCUUCCUAAAUACUGAAACAUUGUGUGGCAACUCACCAUAUACCUAUUUCAAAAGCUAAAUUAGCAACCUAAUUGAUGGAUUACAGUUUUUAACUAAUAAAAAACAUGUAGAAUUUCUUUAAUAAGUUAUGAAAAUGUUUGUUUUUAUUAUUAAACCAAAACUUUCUAUUUAU
Messenger RNA from Psylliodes chrysocephalus, 1280 nucleotides. The record is from the annotation of a GenBank genome assembly. Lineage: Eukaryota; Metazoa; Arthropoda; Insecta; Coleoptera; Chrysomelidae.